UAUGGGAUUUUGUUAUAAAAACUGCUUUGGUUAACUUAAUUAUGAACUAUAUUCUCAUGUCUUGAUAUAUAUCCUCGUGUAUUCUGGUGCUGUGCAAUUUUGCGGACAACAAUGGAUACUUUGGUAAGUAAGUUGAAUAGCUUGGUUGGGCUGUUAACCAAAAAAGAAGUUUCCAUAAGAAUUUUAGUAGAUGUAGUUAGAAACAAAGUUCUAUUUGUCCAAGCAGGUAAGGACUUUGUUGAUGUGCUACUAAGUUUCUUAACUUUGCCAUUAGGCACCAUUGCAAGGCUUGUGCGUCAAGAAUCAAACAUUAACAAUCUUAGCAUUGGUAGCAUAAGCUUGUUAUAUGAAAGCGUGUCAAUUCUUGAGAAAGAUAGAUUCAUCUCAGAUUUGGAUAAAGAACUGUUGGUUCAUCCAAUUAACUCAAUGUUUCAAUAUUGUCGAUAUCUAAAACUGAACGUUGAUGACACUGAAAAAGUGAGGUGGUUUAGAUGCACGAACCUAGAUUGCGGUGGUAAAAUUUCCAGGAGACGAAAUUGCAAGUGUAUUAGCAAGAAGAGAUAUAAGUUAUGUGAAGGAGUUUUACCUCCUGAUAAAGGUUUUGUUCCAGAAACUGCAACUUUUAUUAUUUCAGAUGAUUUGAGUGUGAAACCUGAUGAUUCUCAAAGUACUGUUUCUCUACCUAAGUAUCUUGGAUGUGAAGAUGUAGAUACUAUCAAGAUAGUAACUAUCAAUGUCACUCAUAAGAAGAUACUAGAUCUAGUGAAGUGCUCCUUAUUGUCGACGACACCUUUAACAGACGUAUUCUUGUCAAAUAAACUGAAUCUUCAGAAUGCAAAACCCAUCAGUUCAAUGGAUUUAGAUGUUAGUAAAUUUACAGCAAAGCUUGUAAGGAAGACCAUACAAGUAAAGGCAAUGGUAAGAAAAUCCAAUAACAAAAUAUUGUAUGCUUUGGGUGAAGAGGAUUUUGCAGACUUGGUACUAAGUUUUUUGACAUUCCCUUUGGGAGCAGUGGAGAAUAUGUUAAAUGGUAACUCUGACAUUGACGGCAUAGAUAACCUAUACAAGAGCAUGCUUGAUUUGGUUCCUGGUAGGUAUUUGAGAUCCAAUGAUUUAGUGCAGAAGUUAGAUCAAUCUAAUUUUGGUAGAAAAAUAUUCACCAAGAGUCCAUCAACUUACAUGGUAACCGAUGACUUAGUUGUCUCGCCCGGUUCUUCAACCUCUGCCAUUUCCUUCCUGACCGAACUUCAAAUUCCUUUCUCAGAUUUGGAGGAAAAAGUGAUUAGCAUUGGCAAUAAACAGGGUCUUAAUCUUCUAAAAGCUUCUUUGAUUUCAUCAUCUGCUCUGACUGAUGGUCUUGGACCAUUCAUUGAAACUAAAAAUACUGAGAAGAUCAUUUCAAAAUUAAUAACGCCAUUUAUGAUUUAAGACAAUGAAAUAAAGCAAAAUCAUUGAGAUUUUGAUUGCUGAUUAUGAAUUUUGCAUAUUUAAUGUCUAAGGAUAUUGCAAUGUUUAGUACUUGUAGGGUAAGAAAUAAUUGGCUCAUUUGUCAUGUGCCAAUGACACAUUUUACUAGUCUUUUUUUUUUUUUUUUUUUUUUCAAGUUAGUCAGUUUUGUAUUAGUACUUAACUCUUUAAUAAGUUUUUUUUAGUUAACUUGCAAUUUCCGUAUUUAGUUAACCUUUGUUUGUCAUUUCAUAAUCUACAUUUAUGAGGGAAAAUGUGUACCAUGAAGCUUUCAUCUUUUCCCGAUCUCUUUUAAGUUUAACUUUGCUAUUUUUGCUUGGUAGAAAUAUUGGAAUUGUUGUUUUUGACGGAGUA
Cicer arietinum (chickpea) is the source of this 1821-nucleotide messenger RNA. RefSeq lists its product as uncharacterized. The record is from RefSeq and is a predicted model, not a curated record. Lineage: Eukaryota; Viridiplantae; Streptophyta; Magnoliopsida; Fabales; Fabaceae.